Molecule: messenger RNA, 5428 nt
Organism: Petromyzon marinus (sea lamprey)
Lineage: Eukaryota; Metazoa; Chordata; Hyperoartia; Petromyzontiformes; Petromyzontidae
Gene: GCLC
Product: glutamate-cysteine ligase catalytic subunit
Biological process (GO): glutathione biosynthetic process
Cellular component (GO): glutamate-cysteine ligase complex
Molecular function (GO): glutamate-cysteine ligase activity
Source: RefSeq, a predicted model, not a curated record
UGCACGUGUUGUGCUCAUUAUUUUAGGCGCACUCUGUAUAACACGCAAGCACUAGAGUAGUGCCCCAGGUCUAGCAUGGGGCUGCUGUCCCAGGGCUCGCCGCUCAGCUGGGCCGACACCAAGAAGCAUGCGGACUACGUGCGCGAACACGGAGUGCGGCAAUUCAUCAACAUCUACAACCGGCUCAAGGAGCGCCAGGGUGACGUGCUCAAGUGGGGCGACGAGGUGGAGUACAUUCUUGUGGCGUUUGACCACAGUGCUCAGAGGGCACGCGUUUUGCUAAAAGGGGAAGACGUAGUGGAAACUCUGCAAGCCCUUGGCGAGAAUGUUAAUCCGAACCACCCGUCGCUGUGGCGCCCCGAGUACGGCAGCUACAUGGUGGAAGGCACCCCGGGCCAGCCGUACGGAUGCACCAUGGCCGACUUCAACACCGUCGAGUCGAACAUGAGGCUACGCCGCAAGGAGGUGCUCGCGCAGCUGCGGAGCAAUGAGACCAUCUUCUCCAUCACCACCUUUCCCAGACUUGGCUGUCCUGGAUUCACGGUGCCCGAGUUUGAGCCCAAGCAAGAUGAAGCGGGGGCUUCCAAGUCCCUCUUUUUCCCUGACCAAGCCAUCAACAAGCACCCCAGGUUUAGUACGCUGACAAGAAACAUUCGACACAGACGUGGAGAAAAAGUUGUGAUAAAUGUCCCAAUUUUCAAGGACAAAAAGACUCCAUCGCCGUUUGUUGACCACUUCUCCAACGACGAUGGCGAAGCGGCACGUGCAGCCAAACCCAACCACAUCUACAUGGACGCCAUGGGCUUCGGCAUGGGCAACUGUUGUCUGCAGGUAACAUUCCAGGCAUGCAGCAUAGCGGAAGCGAGGUAUUUGUAUGACCAGCUGGCACCUCUCUGCCCCAUCAUGAUGGCUCUCAGCGCUGCUGCCCCGUUCUAUCGGGGCUAUGUGUCGGACGUCGACUGCCGGUGGGGCGUCAUCUCGGCUUCGGUUGAUGACCGCACGCGAGAGGAGAGAGGCCUGGAGCCCCUAAAAACGUGCAAGUUCCGCAUCAGCAAAUCGCGUUACGACUCCAUCGACAGCUACCUCUCCCAGUGCGGAGCGAAGUACAACGACAUCGAGCUGACCAAGGAUGAGGCUGUUUACCAGCAGCUGCUGGAUGCUGGCAUCGAUCACCUGCUCGCUCAGCACAUUGCCCACCUGUUCAUCCGGGAUCCCCUCACCCUGUUUGAGGAGAAGAUUUACCUCGAUGAUGAGCACGAGUCCGACCACUUUGAGAACAUUCAGUCAACAAACUGGCAAACCAUGCGAUUCAAGCCACCCCCGCCAAACUCUACAAUUGGGUGGCGUGUGGAGUUCCGACCAUCGGAGGCACAACUCACGGACUUUGAAAACUCAGCCUACGUGGUGUUCGUGGUGCUGCUCACGCGCGUUAUUCUAUCCUACAACCUCAACUUCCUCAUCCCACUCUCAAAGGUCGAUGAAAAUAUGAAGAAGGCACAGAAGAGGGAUGCAGUACGCCAGGAAAUGUUUUACUUCAGAAAGGACAUUGGGGCAGUGUGUAACCCAGUACUGGACAGCUGUCCACCCUGUGCCAAUGGAACAGAUUCUCAGGAUGAGUCGUAUAUACUCAUGAGUGUCGACACCAUCAUCAACGGGAAGGAGGGGGUUUUCCCUGGUCUCAUCCCCAUCAUCAACAGCUACCUCGAGAAUAUGGAAGUGGAUGUGGAGACACGAUGCAGCAUUUACAACUACCUAAGGCUUAUCCGCAAGCGGGCAUCAGGCGAGCUGAUGACAAUGGCGCGGUGGCUGCGCGAGUUUGUGGGCGCUCACCCCGAGUACAGGCACGACAGCGUCAUCACCGAUCGCAUUAACUAUGACCUGCUUGUACAUUGCGACGACAUUGCGCGCGGAAAGGCGGACUGUCCAGAGCUCUUCGACAAGCCCAUUCACAAGCCUCCUGAGCACAGCUAAAGCCGUUUCUCAUGCUGCAGACCAGUGAAUCUGAACUGUGUAAAUGCCAAAACCCCCUUCCCUCUCAUUAAGUGUCAAACUCACCCUUUGUGUAAUCAUGACCAAGCUUGUUUUGUCAUCUAUUAAAAUUGUAUUUGCAAAGCCGAUAUAAACAAUGCAGGGAAAAACACGAGUAAAUAUUUGUUGAUGCCAUCGUACAUUAUUAUUAUUUCACCUCCAAGGUCUUACAGUUUAAUAUAGAAAUUAACAUAGAAAUGGGAGCGAUGAUGUGGCAAGUGGCGACUACUUUUUUUUUAUGAGCAGAUCAUGUUGCUACUUUUAAAGCGCCAUCACCCAUUGUUAUAUUGAACUGACCUGGUUGAAACUACGUACGCAUUUUCACGCUGAUCCCAAUUGCGACUGACACAAUAAUAUUCUUCCUUACACCUUGAUUGCCUAUGGGGAAAACAUCGUCUGAAUUGCAUAAAUAAAGCCAAUAAGUUACUAUUGUUUGUACACAGUAGCUCUGACUUUGCUCAGGUCUAGGGAAACAUACGCUACUUCUUUUAUCUAUGCCACUCGCAGUAGAAGGAGAGUGAGAUUGUUCUUGCCAUGGUAAGUUUACUGGUUGAUGGCAAUUUAACAUGAAUUAGCACUUUUGUUGGUUCAUUCCUGAUUAUGACCAAUAUUCUGGCAAUGCACAUCUGAUCCAUUGACUGCCUCCCACCAUUUAUGAUGCAUGCUGUCAGCUGUAGCUGUCGAACUGCAGAAGAAUGUCUGUUUAUCCCACUAAUUGGUAAAAUAAUUGCAUCUAUACUGAAGGGGAGAGAGGCCGAGUUUUUUUUCUAAUUAAACACGUGGAAAGUGUAUGUUCUUUUAGUGAAACUCUAUGGCAGGGUUUAUGUAAAAUAUAUCAUUUGAAAUGCAGUGCUGUACGUUUGAUCAUGCCCAAUGUGUUUUUUUUAUCAAAAUAAUAUAGUUUCAAGGAACAUGUAAAAAAGACUAAAUCACUGAUAACAUUUUAAUGUUUAUGGUAAUAGGUGACAGUUGGCGGAGGUCAGAACAUUCUGAGCUGGCACCGCUGAGAUGCUGGCUUCUAAUAUGGGCAUCCACCGCUGAUAAAAACUGGGAUAUCAAGUGUGUCGUGGGUUGAUAAUCUCAGUCCAGUCACCAGUAACUGCAAAAAUAAAACAUUAAACUGUGGUUCUGCACUUAAUGUGCAUAAAUUAAAACUCUGACAAAAAUAUAUUUGUCAUGAGUUGACUAUUGCUCGUGACAUGACUUGUAAGAAGAAUGUCCUGCCCCCUGACUUGUGUGGAACAGAGGUGACUUGAAUUGACGUCAGAGGUAGCUCUAUGAUAUCCGCUUACGUGGGUCUUACGUACAAAGGAGUGCACUGUAAGACAUUACGCCGAUGGCACAAUUGGGAUAAUAUUGAGUAAACAAAGACUUUAAAAAUAACUUAUUGUAUUUUUCGAUUUAAAGCUGGUUGCAUUUUUUCCCCACUUAGAAAAGCUAUUUGCAUCUAAAUUCGGAAUACAGGCGCUGUCAUUGUGGUUUUGAAUUAUGUUGAUCACAGCCCUAAGUUUGGUUCUACCUGUGAGUAUAAACUGUUAUUCCUCCUACUGCUCAUGGAAUAUGGAUGAGGUGCAUCAUGUUGCCAGCUUGUUUUUCCGUGUUCGCUAUCACCAUGGGCUGCAGAUAAAGGCAAACUGACAUUUUUCCUACCAUUAACAUUUAUAGCUUUGUACUUGUUGAUGUUUGCUUACAAAAGGCCAUGGUUCGGUUUUUUUCAUUAUUACCACUCCCAUUUGCUGCCUUAGUAUUACUAUGGUGGCCUCCUAGUUCUGUCGUAAGCUUGUUAGCUAUACAAAAAGCUAAAUCUGCAGUUAGCAUUGUUAGAAUGUUUUAAUAAAAAAAAAAGUACCUCGCUGUCGAAUGUAUCUUUUGUGGGAUUUUUAAAAUCCAUUAAAAUUCUAAAUGCAUAGAGUACAUUUUCAUCUUUCUAUUUUAUGUUGGGAAAGAAAAUACAGUUUAGCAAAAUCCCACAGUGAGUAACUGUGAAAUUAAUUGCUCAAGUAGAGUAGCAGGUCGCAUAUCUGACUUGCUAGGGGUCCAAGGUGAAGUCGGGCAUGUGAAUUCACAUCCAUAAAAUGAGUUGCACCCUUCACGCAUAGGUCGCUUAACAAGAAUGAAGUGCAAACAGCGUUAAACAUGGUCAAAUCCUGCACCGUGCUUCAGAAGUGAGCGUGCAUAUUGUUAGAUUAAGAAUACGUAACUGGAUGUGAACGGGUCAGAUUUGUGAACGUCUAAAGUUAAUAAUGACAAUGUCCACAAAUAUCAAUUUGCAUGUGGCCGGUUACUCGGUCAGGGCGGAUGUGCUAUGUACUGCACAAUAUUUGUCGUUAAGCAUUAGGCCAUUGGUGGGUAUACCCGGUGACUUGCGAUAAAAGCAAUGCAUUUUCUACCAAUGCUUAGAAAGAUUCACGGUGCAAGUGGCCCGACAUUCUUCAGUCUGUCGGCUGACUGCACACAAUCAGGAAUUGUGGCGUUUAUUUUACAAGGACCAUAUAGAAGAGCAGCAUAUCGUGGGUUUAUUAUAUGGUGUAGUUUUUUUUUACUUUGUACAUAUUCCAGUUGUAGACGGCUGCUCUGAUCAGUUUGCCGAUGUUAUUUUUUUUUUAUAAAGAUGUACAUUAAUCCGGGAUUUAGUCGGGUUUUCAUGAACUUGUGUGAUCCUGUGUUUGACUGAUAACAUGUCGAUUAAUAACAUUGCAACCUCUGGAAUUGUCCAAAACCUGCAUGUACUUUGGAUACUUAAUUGUGCAAACAACUGUAAUGCGGUUUAAUUAUGACUGCUUCUUACAGUUUUGUCUUGUAUAUUUAGCAAAACUACAGCCGAUGCUAAAACACUGUAAACAUUUGUCAGAUGCACCAUUUUGAAGACGAGUUGAAGUCAAGAGCUUUGCCAAAAUAUGAAUCUCCCAACAUUCCUCGUUACGAAAUGUGUGAAUAGGUUAAUCGGAUGUGAAUUUUCACUUUGUCUACUUUGUCAUUUUUUUUUUUUACCGACAUGAGUCGCUCACGUGCAUAUUACCCCCCCCACACACACAUUAUUUCAGUCCGGACCUGGCAAAUUCUCAAUUUGUGUGAGAUUAAGAUUAGACUCUUUCGUGGUGUUGUUGUGUUUUCUUCAAAUAAUACUUUGCGGCAUGUGAUUAAAAUUGCACUGAGUUAUACGUAGCUGCUUUGAAUCAAACGUUGUUGUAAUGUUACCGUAGUUGUAGGUGGGGGGGGGGGGGGGGGGGGGGCUGAAAUUUAGGUUACUUUUUAAAAUUUCCCACAGUUUUGCUUAUUUACUUUUUGGUGUAAAUUGUGCAAUUAGUAAAAUCCAGACCUGUUGUGAUAACCGAGACGAUACCAAGAGUUGAUUGAAAUAUUUAAUGCUACAAAAAAAUAAAUAACCCCCUAAAAUGUU